AUGGUACUGGUCUGUUUGAGGGUCUUAUCUAUCAUUCUAUCUCAGACCAUUCAGACGUACGGUAUGUACAAUAGCUGGGCAGUGUGCCUGCCAGGGGCAGCUCUGUCUGGUGUGAAGCCUUUUAAAGCUAGUAUAUCACUUACGUUGUAUUCAUGUAUGUUCAUGCGAUUUGCAUGGCGUGUUCAGCCUAGGAACAUGUUACUGUUUGCCUGUCACUUUACCAACACAACUGCACAACUGGUGCAGGGUACACGAUUUGUUAAUUACCACUAUCUCUCAGGUCCAAAGCCUGCUGCUGAGAAGAAAUAG
This is a messenger RNA of Schistocerca serialis cubense, 309 nucleotides long. It is a transcript of the gene Mpc1, whose product is annotated as mitochondrial pyruvate carrier 1. The coding region runs from base 1 to 309 and encodes 102 amino acids. The transcript has 3 exons. The record is from RefSeq and is a predicted model, not a curated record. NCBI's taxonomy places the organism in Eukaryota, Metazoa, Arthropoda, Insecta, Orthoptera, Acrididae. Gene Ontology annotation, biological process: pyruvate import into mitochondria. Gene Ontology annotation, cellular component: mitochondrial inner membrane.